Paramecium pentaurelia is the source of this 542-nucleotide messenger RNA. Lineage: Eukaryota; Ciliophora; Oligohymenophorea; Peniculida; Parameciidae. The record is from the annotation of a GenBank genome assembly.
AUGGGCUGUUGUAUUAAUACUCCUUAUAUCUAUCCUGAUGGAGGAAUCUAUGAUGGUGAAUUGAAAACUGGUCUUCCUGUAUGUUAUACUUUAAAUCUAGCAUGGAAAAGGCAAAAUAUAGUGGAAAAAUGGAGAUUAUUUUGAAGGAAUUUUUGAAGAUGGAAAAAAGAAUGGCAAAGGAAUAUUUAAAUGGAAUGAUUCAUCAUAUUAUGAUGGAGAAUUUUAGGAUGAAAAAUUUCAUGGCUAUGGAGAAUAUUAAUGGUAUGGAGGCAGACUCUUCAAAGGAUAAUGGGUUGAAGGAAGAAUGGAAGGACAAGGUGUAUUAAUUGAUGAUGGAAAACAUUAUUAAGGUACAAUUCUUUUAUGUAAUUAAAGGCUAGUUCAAAAAUGACAAAAAAGAAGGCUUAGGUGAAAUGACAUGGUCUAAUGGGUAAAAAUAUAUAGGAGAAUGGAAGAAUGGAAAACAACAUGGUAAAGGAAAACUUAUUGAUUCUAAUGGUAAUGUCACAGAGGGUUAAUGGAUUAAAGGCAAGAAAUAAUGA